Plasmodium gallinaceum is the source of this 378-nucleotide messenger RNA. Its product is annotated as conserved Plasmodium protein, unknown function. Lineage: Eukaryota; Apicomplexa; Aconoidasida; Haemosporida; Plasmodiidae. The transcript has 2 exons. The record is from RefSeq and is a predicted model, not a curated record. Bases 1 to 378 code for a protein of 125 amino acids.
AUGAUAAGUCAUAAUAAUGACUUUGCAGGAUUAAAUAGUUUAAGAACAAAAAAUAUAAGCGAAAUUUCAGAAUUAAUUAAAGAGGCUAAAGAAAAUAAGAAAAAUUUAAAUAUUGAUUGUAAUGAAGGGGAAAAUAUAGAACAUUUAAAGAUUUUUGCUGAAAAUCAAGGAAAUUGUUUUAGUAUAUGUAAAAAUAAUUUAAUUAAAAGAUUUGAAAAAGAUAUAGAAGAGUAUAAAAAUUUUAGUUAUAAGAAUAAUAUUAAUAUCAAUGAAGAAAAUAUAAAAAAAUUGGAAAGUGAUUAUAAAUAUUUAGAAAAUCAGUUUUGCUUUUAUGUUUGUUCAAAAAAAUACUUUCAUUUACUUCAGGACAACAAAUAA